Meloidogyne enterolobii is the source of this 1731-nucleotide messenger RNA. NCBI's taxonomy places the organism in Eukaryota, Metazoa, Nematoda, Chromadorea, Rhabditida, Meloidogynidae. The record is from the annotation of a GenBank genome assembly.
AUGGAAAAAGGGGUGGUUAUUUGGACGGCUUUGAAUAGUUGUGAAAAUUCUAAAGUGCCGGUUUUGGAAACGAAAAGAUGUUUUAGAGAUACUGCGUCAGUUGAUAAUUUUGCAAUUAACAACGACAACUUUACCAGCAAUUACUCACCUUUAACCGGGCCCAAUAAAUUAUCGCUAGGAUCAAAAAGGAUUUUAGCAGCCUAUUUUACUUACAAAUGUUCAACUAAUUGUUUUGUAUUUUUUGAAUUCUGCGAGAUAACGAAUACUUUUAGUUGUAGACAUGAUAUUCCUUUACUGCCUAAAGCAAGUAGAAAUAUUACAAUUGGUGACUGGUAUUAUAUUGACUUUGAAUGUAUUUCAAAUAAAGCAGAACCAGUUAAUGUCACCUCAAUUAGGCCAACAUCGCCGCGUGUAGAAACGCGUGUUAGGCAUAAUAUUUGUGCUCAAUUUCGUGGAGGAGGAUUUGCUAUAGUUAAAUGUUGGCAUUGUUCUGAUCAAUUUUGUGCUGGCAGUCAAUUCUAUUCGGAUCCAGACAAAAUUUGGUGGCCCGAUCUUUGUGUCAAAUGUUUUCCAAAGGAGGGAACAACAAAUACUUCACCAUUAAAUGAAGUAAUUAAAAUAACAACAAAACGUUCCUCCUUUCCACAUCCUAAUAAUAAUAACAAUAAUUUUUCCGUGUCUGAUACAAACUUGAAAAAUUAUUCACCAAAAUCAUCAUUGUAUCUCCCAGGAGAUAUGGGCAAUACACACUUCCGUCCAUAUUCUCACUUCAGCAGCUCUUCAUCACACAAAAGCAAUUGUGGUAGUUCGACAAUUUCAAGCUUCUCAACAACACAUUCUAAAAAUAUUAAUUUUAAUAAAUCAAAUGAAUCAAUUGUUAAAAAUAGAAGAUUUUCAAUUAGAGAACAGGAACGAAGAGAAAAAUUGGAACAACGCGAAAAGCUUGAUAAGCUUGCAAAAUUGCUAGAAAAUAGAGAAAAAGCUAGUUAUGAAGAAUUUAAAUCAUUAAGAAGUACAAAACCUCCAAAAUGUGGUAGUAGUCGCAGCAGUAUAUUUUCUACUGGAUACCGUCAAUCUCAACAAGAGAAACAACAUAAUAAAAACUUUAAUAUUCAAACUAGCAGCCGAACAACAUACACAGGUAAUAAUACAACUACUUAUGGACAAUUUAUUCAUCAACAAAACAUUCCUCAAGAAAAACAACAAAACAUUCAUCAAAACAUUUAUUUAGAUACACGACAUAAUAAAAACAUAGAAGAAAAUGUUUGUCAAAAUGUUCUUCAAAAUGUUUGUCAAAAUGUUCGUCAAAACACUCAGAAAAACAUUUAUCAAAACAUUCAACAAAACAAACAACAAAACAUUAAUAAAAACAAAGAAGAAAAUGUUUUUAAAAACAAAAACAAACAACCUAAACCAGUUAAUAAAUGUUUUAGUGUUCAAAAGAAAUUAAAUGUUGAGAAUAUAGAAAAUUCAACAACAACAAGUAAUAGUACUUUAAAAAUAAAUAAUGUUGACGAAGAACAAAACAACAACAAUGAUGUUUAUUCAAGCAAUAAUAGUUUGUUGAAUGAAACAUUAGAAAUUAGAACGAGUGAAAGUUCGGAUGAAAAUAUUGGUAAUGAACAACAUAAGCAACAACAACCAUUUUUUGGUGAUAAUUUUAAUCAUCAAAAAGCAGAAAUUGAGAUAUUAGAUGAAAAUUUAAGUGGGACAAGAAAAUUAAAAAAAUAA